AUGCAAGCAAUUCUCCUAUGCUUGAUCUUCGAGCAUCUCUCAAAGUCCCUAUAUGAGCCUCCACUUUUAUUUUUUGCCAUGAAUAUGGCGUAUUUGUACUCAAGUUGCCAUGACUCUUGGGACGAAUAUUGUUUAGAUAGUGGCUACCCGUAUGAAGAUGGAGAUCUUGAUGAAGCUUUAGCUGAAGUAGAGAUGUGGAAGAAGAAAUCAGACUUCUAG
Messenger RNA from Blepharisma stoltei, 219 nucleotides. The record is from the annotation of a GenBank genome assembly. NCBI's taxonomy places the organism in Eukaryota, Ciliophora, Heterotrichea, Heterotrichida, Blepharismidae.